This is a messenger RNA of Lutra lutra (Eurasian river otter), 2113 nucleotides long. It is a transcript of the gene ORMDL3, whose product is annotated as ORMDL sphingolipid biosynthesis regulator 3. NCBI's taxonomy places the organism in Eukaryota, Metazoa, Chordata, Mammalia, Carnivora, Mustelidae. Gene Ontology annotation, biological process: negative regulation of ceramide biosynthetic process; ceramide metabolic process; intracellular sphingolipid homeostasis. The record is from RefSeq and is a predicted model, not a curated record. The coding region runs from base 172 to 633 and encodes 153 amino acids. Gene Ontology annotation, cellular component: endoplasmic reticulum membrane. The transcript has 4 exons.
GCGGUGACGUUGCGGGGGCCGGCGCGGGGCGCUGAUUCGGCCGGAGCUGCCAGCGGGGUGGUUGCUGCCGCGGGUUGUUACAGCUGCUGGAGCAGCACCGGCCCCGGCCCCGGGCACCCCUCCUGGGCCCUAGACGGCCGGCCCUGUACGCGGCAAGAGAGGGGCAGCAGGAUGAACGUGGGCACAGCGCACAGUGAGGUGAACCCCAACACGCGGGUGAUGAACAGCCGCGGCAUCUGGCUGUCCUACGUGCUGGCCAUCGGGCUUCUGCAUGUCGUGCUGCUCAGCAUCCCCUUCGUCAGCGUCCCUGUGGUCUGGACCCUCACCAACCUCAUCCACAACAUGGGCAUGUACAUCUUCUUGCACACGGUGAAGGGGACACCCUUCGAGACUCCGGACCAGGGCAAGGCGAGGUUGCUAACCCACUGGGAGCAGAUGGACUAUGGGGUCCAGUUCACAGCGUCUCGGAAGUUCUUAACCAUCACCCCCAUCGUGCUGUACUUCCUCACCAGCUUCUAUACCAAGUAUGACCAGAUCCAUUUCAUCCUCAACACCGUGUCCCUGAUGAGUGUGCUCAUCCCCAAGCUGCCCCAGCUCCAUGGCGUCCGGAUUUUUGGAAUCAAUAAGUACUGAGGGCACAGCCCCAUCCCCUGCCUGGCUGGCGGGGGAGGGUAGAAGCCUGUGCUGUGAUGCUGAAGACAGAUGGAGCCUCUGGAUCCUGCUAGAGAUGGGGGUCGAGCCUCUGGGCCCUAGUUUGCCCCCUCACUUCCCCUGGUAGCCGACUUGAAGUAGCUUGUAGUGGGGUUCAGGUGGGCCCCCCCAGGUCUCUGACCCUUUCUGAUAUUUUUGAUCUUUUCUUUUUGCCUUUUGGAUAGAGACUUCGUGGGGGCAGUCAUGGAAUGGGCUGGGCUUCCAGCUGAAUGCAGAUCUGUGAGGUUGGGACAAGAGAAACCCCUGCUCACUUGCUCAUCCUCAGACUGCUAAAGCACUUUAACCCCUGCAAGGGGAGCAGGGGGGACGGUACAGCUUCUAGAUGGUUUUACUUUAAUUCUUAAGUCUUUAGGAUGACACUCAGUGCGUGCUUGUACAUGUAAAAGCAAGCGCGUGAUGGUGCCCCAUCCCUCCGGGUGGAGAACUGUCUAUUGAGUCUUGUACUUUUGGCAGCUCCCCUACAACCCACCCUGGGUACUGGAUUGGAGUGGGGAGGGUCAGGAGAAGGCGGGUGGGGCUGGGUGUGGCUGGCCUGGUCCCAGAGGUGAGGGGCCCCUGGCCGCUCUCAUCUUAGCCCUGGUGGAGGUGGGGAGGGUGGUUGGGGCAGGGUGGGGAUGGUGAAUUGAGACUUGGAAGAAGGGGCCACAUAGCAGCAGAGACUGGUGUCAGGGAGGAGGAUGGGGAUAGAAGCCGGACCUAACCUUGGUCUUUGGGAAGUGGUCAGGUUGGGGGCAGGCUCAGAGAGUUAAUUUCCCCAUGGCCUGGUGGUGAUAAUAGGCUGGGAGGCUGUGGGGGGUCUAGAGCUCCUGAGUUAGCGUGAGGGGUGGGGAGGGGUGGAAGAGGCCUGUGAGUCAUGGGUCAGCACGGGUCCAGUUUGACACUGCCUUGUGCAGUGGUGUGAGGGGCAUGGGGGAACUGGGACAUGUGAGUGGUCGGGCCCUUUUGCAGCCUCCACCUCGUAACCUCCUCAUGCAGUACCUGUGGGGCUCUGGGGCCACCCCUGAAUGGGGUGGGCGGGCCACAGAGUGGUCCCUGCCCAAGCAGAAUAGCAGAAGGAGUCCGGAGUGACCCACGGGUGCUGUCUCCUCAGCCUGGGGGGUGGGAGAUGCGGGGCAGGAGCCUAAGUGUGGACUGGAGAGGAGCUGCCUUUCACCCUUUCCAAUCUGGCCAGGGUCUGUGUUACUUUUGAAAAGGAGUGGGUGCCCACGCCCCCGCCCAGGCCCCUGAGGGAGGAGGGAAGCUCAUUGGUCCCGUUUCCUGCCUCCUGGUUCCCCUGCUCCCCACCCCAUGUAUCAUAGGGAACUUUCACCUCAAAAUCUUUCUAAGCAAUGUGUGAAUAGGAUUUUUACUCCCUUUGUACAGUAUUCUGAGAAAUGCAAAUAAAGGACAAUGUGUUCCUGUU